Molecule: messenger RNA, 776 nt
Organism: Peromyscus maniculatus bairdii (prairie deer mouse)
Lineage: Eukaryota; Metazoa; Chordata; Mammalia; Rodentia; Cricetidae
Product: alpha-1-acid glycoprotein-like
Biological process (GO): regulation of immune system process
Source: RefSeq, a predicted model, not a curated record
CCCUCCAGCCACCAGUUAGCUCCUCCUGGCUCUGGUGCCUCUGAGUGUCCGUCCGCAUGGCGCUGCGCAGGGUUCUUGUCAUUUUGAGCCUCCUGCCUCUGCUGGAGGCCCAGAAUCCAGAACAUGCCAACAUCACAGGCAUACCUAUUACCAAUGACACUCUGAGCUGGCUCUCUGGCAAAUGGUUUUACAUCGGCUCGGCUUUACACAACCUUGUGUUCAAGCAGGCAGCUCAAAAGAUACAGGCGGAAUAUUUCUACUUUACCCCCAACGUGACGGACGACACUAUACUGCUCCAAGAAUACCAGACCAUGGAGGACCGAUGUGUCUAUAACGUCAGCAAGCUGGGAGUCCAGAGAGAGAAUGGGACCAUCUCCAAAUUGGACGGAGCAGUAGAAUUCUUGGCCCACCUGAAAGUGUUCAAGAGACAUGGGGGCUUCCUGCUUGCCUUUGCCCCGCAGGACGAAAAGAACCGGGGACUGUCCUUGUACGCUAAUAAGCCAGAUGUUUCCCCGGAGCUUCUUGAGGAAUUCCAGAAAGCUGUCAAAAGUCUGGGCAUGAAGGAGUCAGAAAUCAUAUAUACUGACUGGAAAAAGGAUAUGUGCAGCCAGCAGCAGGAGCAGUCUGAGCAAGAGAAGAAGACAGAGGAGGGUUCCUAGCAAGGCCAGGCAUGGUCUCAGCUCUCUGUACUCUGUGGGCUGUCCUCAUGCCCACCACACCCACCCUGUGUACCUUGGUUCUUUCUCCACAUCAAUAAAGCUUUGUCAAAACAGUCA